Echinococcus granulosus is the source of this 2454-nucleotide messenger RNA. Its product is annotated as Protein unc-13 B. Lineage: Eukaryota; Metazoa; Platyhelminthes; Cestoda; Cyclophyllidea; Taeniidae. Gene Ontology annotation, molecular function: syntaxin-1 binding; calmodulin binding; diacylglycerol binding. The transcript is spliced from 7 exons. Gene Ontology annotation, cellular component: terminal bouton; presynaptic active zone cytoplasmic component; neuromuscular junction. The record is from RefSeq and is a predicted model, not a curated record. Gene Ontology annotation, biological process: presynaptic dense core vesicle exocytosis; neuromuscular junction development; synaptic vesicle maturation. Bases 1 to 2454 code for a protein of 817 amino acids.
AUGGAACCAAUGCCAACAAGCAAUGCCUCGACUGCAGCUUUUUCAAGAGCGGUUCAACUCAGACGUAGCUUUUCCACCAAAUAUGGUGGUAAAUUUGCCCAAGAAGUCGAUCUGGGGUGCCCCACUUUACAUGAAUCCCACGGGAUUCCAACAAAAGAAGUACAAACUCACAGUGCUAUGGCAGAAGAAGCACCGUUAACGACACUAAAAUCAUCCCCAUUAACACCCAAUGAUACCGAGGCCAUUGAAAGAGAUUACGAGGCCCCUUUACGCGAGUACUCCAAGUUCUCAGCUUCCGUGUCACAAUUGUUUGACAGCGCUUCUUUGAACAACAUAGUAGCAGCAGUGGAGAACGAGCCUCCGCUCUCACGUGAGGAACACCUGCAGCAGCUGCGAAUACGUGCUGGUUUAAUUCACAGAAAUGAGGCAGGUCUUCGUGACUACUACACUCAGUCGUAUCAACAACAGCAGAAGAAAGCCGCUCAAGAUCGCCUGAGUUUCACCGGCUCUUUGCCUGCUCUGAAUACUCAGUCUGUAUCCAAGCCCAGUGGGGUUUUCGGGUCCUUCAUGUCGAGGGCUCAGAAUGCCGCAUCGGGUCUAAUGAAGCAGGUGAAUGUGGUGGCAGAAGCUGCGAAACAGGCCGUCUCUGAAGCGCAUGCCAUGAUUUCUGUUGAAGAUAAACAGCAACAGCAACAGUCACAAAAACCACAGCUGCAGCGACAGCAUUCCAAAAGGACGCUAGUCGGGUCGAACAGGCUAUCACAGCAGGAGGCAAACCUUCCAGAGCUAACUCCACCCACACCUGAUGAUGCGAAGGUGAGCAGUGAGGAGGAUGUACAGGGUGUCCUAAUACCCUCAGAGUUCAUUAACGAGGACGAGAGAAAGGCGGCACGCAGGGUUUGGGGACAAUCGUCUUCGAUUGAACAAGACGAUGAGGAUUACGGUGAAGAUAAUAGUAUUUCGCAAGACCAAGAGGAAUUCUUUGACGAGGAGGAGGAUAGAAAUCAGUGGAUUAAGUCCGACACCCGUCAGAGACGGCUGGGAUCGAAAAGGGAGGAGAUGAUGACGGUGGGAGAGAGAAUUAAUGAUGAGGCAUGGCUAAGAUCGCGUAACAAAGAUGAGCGUGCUGCCAUUCGUGCGAGGGAUGGAAUGCUCAUGGCAGCUGUCACGGGCAUUCAUGAUCCGAUGGUUAAUGGACAGGACUACUGUGAGGACGAAGAAGAGGACUAUGAUGACCAUCAAGUAGAGGAAGAAGAUCAUAGGACCUCUAGAAGAAACGGACGACAGAGACGGAACCAUGGCGCUGAUGGGGACGAUAUCCGGUCGCAUGUACACAAGGGUCAUCGACGAUCACAAGUGCUGUCGGAAGAAGAGGAGAGGUAUCAUAGUGGCCAAACAGAUGAAGAAAUCGAGGAGACGGAAGAACGAAGCGGAGAAUUUAAUGGCUAUUUCCGCCACAGAAGCAGGCAGAAGUCGGGAGGAAGACAGAGUUCCUACGAAACCAAUGGGGAAGAGAGUGACUUUGUGGAGGAUGAAAUGGGUUCGAAUGAAGAUGUGAGUUCCAAACACCGGCACCAACGUCAAAAUCACCACCUUCGUGAACAUCGAAACAGCAGUUCGCUCACCUCAUACGAGGGUGUGCGUCUACUGCCCCCACCGGAAAAUGAACGACACGAAGGCGGCAACGACGAUGAGCAGAAGCGUGAAAAUCGAGGCGAUGAAACCACCGGCCGUAGCACUAGGCUACAGUCUCGCUUGGAGUCUCUCAAACCCGCCACAACUACCGAUAUUGACACCAAACAGUCUAUAGCUAGGCGGCGCUGGUUCGAUGCUUUUGACCAUGUCUGCAGACAACUAAAUGAGAAACAACACGUCUACAAGAAGACCCUUCAGGCGUUGCUCUAUCCAAUCUCCAGCGACACGCCGCAUAACUUCCAAGUAUGGAGCGCGACCAGUCCCACCUACUGCUACGAGUGUGAAGGUAUGCUCUGGGGCUUGGCCCGUCAGGGAUUGCGGUGUACAGAGUGCGGCGUCAAGUGUCACGAAAAGUGUCGUGAACUCCUCAAUGCAGACUGUCUUCAGCGAGCCGCAGAAAAGUCGGUGAAGCACGGCUCGGAGGACCGCACGCAGAGUAUAAAGCAGGCGAUGUCGUCGUUAAUGCGUCAACGUAUUCGCACCAAGCCGGAGCUCUUUGAUCUCGUCGGAAAGGUCUUCAAAAUGGAGAAUGCACAUAAGCAGAACCUUCAACAGGCCCAGAAAAGCAUCCUUGAUGGUACCAGCCAGUGGUCCGCCAAAAUUGCCAUUACGGUCAAAUGUGCACAAGGGUUAAUUGGGAAGGAUAAGACGGGAACAAGCGAUCCCUAUGUCACUGUUCAAGUGGGGAAGGUAAAGAAAAGGACGAAAACGGUGCCUCAAGAGCUCAAUCCUGUUUGGAAUGAGAAGUUCUACUUGUAA